Xyrichtys novacula (pearly razorfish) is the source of this 3672-nucleotide messenger RNA. The record is from the annotation of a GenBank genome assembly. NCBI's taxonomy places the organism in Eukaryota, Metazoa, Chordata, Actinopteri, Labriformes, Labridae.
AGAGAAGAAAAAACUCUACCCAUCUGCGCAUGUGCAGUUCGUACAGCUGCAGCCGACAACAACAGACUGGACGAGCUGCCCUUUCAUUCCAAGAUGGCGGACUUACUCGGUUCUAUCCUAAACUCGAUGGAAAAGCCUCCAACCGUCGGCGACCAGGAAAGCCGACGAAAGGCACGAGGUACAGGAUGAAUUACUGAAGUUAAGUCUUAGCUGGACUCAGUUUGAAACACAUGAAUUUGGUAUAUUUGGGGAACUGUUCAUAAUUUAAACAACAGGCGCAGUACGGGGAAUCUUCGCCUUACCAUUGGCCGCUUCUGCCGUCAUGCCGCGUUAAGCGCAUUUUGGUCGGUGUAAGCCCCGCCUCUUUGUAACAUGAAGCCACGCAUGUCCCGCAAACUACCGCAGACUGCAGGUCAGACCUGGUCUGACUCUAGGUCCACAGAUGUAGGAAAUAUUGAUAUUUUCAAGCAGUAAAGCCUGCUUUUAUACUCGUGUAGAAACUAGGACUGUAAAUGGUGGUCAUGUGUUUGCCACUAUUUUGUGUCACAAAUGGGUUACAGCUAAAAACCACAAAUGUUAUCAAAUACUUUAAAAUGAACAGUAUUAAUGCUGAAAUAAGGCCAUUAGAAGCGCUUAAGAUAACGAUGUAUAGACACAUGCAACCAAAAUAGAAGCAGUCACAUUCACAGGCUCUCCUUUCACAUGUUUGUGUGUUAAUAAAGCCUGAGAAAAACAGGAGAGAACUUCAGGACUACAGUAUUUACAAUCUGGCAAAGCUGAGUGCAGUGUUAUCACAAAUAAAUAACUGUAUUGACUUUCCAGCAGUAAAGCCACAACAUAAAUUAAAACCACAAGACGGCAUCAUCAGCUGUUAUGUGAAGGCUGGCCAACAAAACUCCAGAGGCUGUUUGCCAGUAAACAAACGGAACUAAUAGGAUUUAUGUGACCCUAUUCUCAAGCCCUGGGUGAUUGUGAAAAGUGGUUUUAGGAUGUCAGGAAUUCUGUGUCUUUAUCAGCCUUGUUGUGACAGAUCUUUAGAAAGCAGGACGGUUGAAACUGUUGUGCUGCAGGACCUCAUUGUUCAUAGGGAGGAACUUUGAAGGUGAUCAAUAAUGAAUAAACCCACUGAAAACUUUUGAUUUCUGUUCUUUUAAGAGCAAGCGGCAAGACUGAAGAAGAUGGAGGAACAUGAGAAAAGAAAGAAAGCUGAGUUCAGGAAAAAGGUAAAAGCUUGAGUGUCACAGCUUAAGUUUCAAAUCACCACCCACUUGAUCAGGAACAUCUGCAAAACCUGAUGCAAUCCUAUGCAACUUUUUUGUUCACUUGUUUGCCUUUGCAAAGUUUCUACAUUUAUCUGCUGUAAUUGUUGAUAAUGUGUAAACUUGGGUUCACCUAAAAGACUUGUAAAUAUUCUUCAUAUUCAACAUGCAAUUCUAUGACCUCAAUGCAAAACUUCUGUGAUGAUUAAACAUUUACCACCCGUCAUAGAAUCAAAAUAUGGCAAAGGAGUCGUAAUGUUUGCAUUACAUUACAAUGGACUAGUGUUGAUUAUAAAGUGCACACUGAGUGUAGCUCCUCUUUUUCACUUUCAAAAUAACACUGUCCCCUGGCUUCUCUUUUUCAGAUGGAAAAAGAGGUUUCAGAUUUCAUACAAGACAGCUCACAGCAGAAAAGAAAAUACAACCCCAUGGGGAAGAUUGAAAGAAGUAUAUUGUAAGUAAUAACUUUUUUAGAUAACUCCACAAGGCAAAAUGAAUAAAAAAUAAAAUAAAAAGACAUUUUUGUCAUUACUCAGACACUGUUCACUUUAAUUCUUCCUAUCUCACAGGCAUGAUGUUGCAGAGGUGGCUGGUCUGACUUCUUUUUCUUUUGGGGAGGAUGAAGAGAGCCGUUAUGUCAUGCUUUUUAAGAAGGUCUGUAAACAUACAGUUUAAUCCUUACAGACUGUUGUUGUUUAUGAAAAUAAAGAAACUAUGAAGGUUUUCUCUCAUUUGCUCUGAUAGGAGUUUGCUCCAUCAGAUGAGGAGCUGGAGGCCUAUCGCAAAGGAGAAGAGUGGGAUCCCCAGCUGGCAGAGCAACGACGUAGACUCAAAGUAAGACGGGAUCCUCCUGCUGUAUUUCACUGAAUACUUAUUCAAAUAUGCAUCCUGCCACACUAAAUGUGAUAGCUCUGCAUGUCAACCUGAUGUCAGAAAAUACAGGUAAUCUUACUUAUUGGAGGUUUUAACAUUUGUGGAUCGCUUUGUUUGUGUCACUGUCAUUUCAUUUCAUUUCACAGGGCAGCUUUGACUUCUCUAUCUAUUUAUAAGGCAUGUAAUUCCCUUAUUGUUACUGACAUUUUCUUUCCAUUUCUUUGUAGGAACAGGCUGCAUUAGAAGAAACAGAAUCCAGUCAGACAAAGAAGGUUGAAGCGUGUCCCAACUCAAACUACAGGGAUAAGUACAGCCACCUGAUUGGUACCUCGGCUGCAAAAGACGCCGCGCACACACUAGAGGCCAACAGUGCUUAUGGCUGUGGUGAGUACAUGUUGCUACAUCAGCCUGGCUUUCAGAAAACUCUAACUUUCUUUGAAUCAUAUAAUUCACUCUCUUUAUGUACUUUGUAUUUUUGUCCCCUAGUGCCGGUGGCAAACAAGAGGGACACUCGCUCCAUAGAGGAAGCCAUGAAUGCAAUCAGAGCAAAGAAACGUCAGAAACUAGAGGACGACACUGGAGCUCACAGCAGCAGCAGCUCAUGAGCCUGCACCUUUUUGCUCCCUGUUGACUGCUGAGUGUGUGUAUGUGUGUGUCUGUGCUCGUAUUGGCACAACAGUGUGUCAGUCAAAGUCAUCUUAACAAUGCAAUAUUCUAUCAUUCGGACAUUUAAGACUUUAACUUAUAAGACAGGUGUUAAAUGUUGUGGCAAAGCUACUCUGACUUUGUUGAAAUUAGGUUUAAUGGAGGACGCUCAGGUGUGUCUGAUCCAGGAGGUGGAUCAUUAUAUAUGUUGAAUAUUUUUCAUGAUGCUUUGCUCUUUGUAAAGCCUUUUGCACAAAACAAAACCCUAUACAUAUGAGGAACUUGUUUUGGUUAAAAAAAAGGUUUGGUAGAUGUUCAGCAAACAAAAAAACAUCUGUUAUACAUGUGUAAGUUUUUAAGACUUUGUUUUUUGGCCGUUCUGUUUAAGAUUUACAGUUUUAGACCCUAUAAAAAUAUUGAAGUUUAAGCAGUUUUGAGCUCUGGGUCCAUUUUGGAAGCAGUUUUUAAGGCGAAGUCAUGGCUGGAAAGUCCCAUAUAACAAGCACAGUAUUGGAAAGGGAUCGGUUAUGUUGUCAGUUGAUUGUUUAUGGUUCAACUUGUCUUUUUUUUUUUCUAAGGGUGAAUCUGUGUCAGAAACUUUUUGUAGACGCCAUUUCUGUCACUGCAAUAGGAAAGUACCAUUAUCUGGAUUCUGGGUAUGUUUGUCUGACUGUGAAUACAAGUAUUUUGCCAUACUACGUGUAUAAAUCCUUGUGUUGGGUACAAUUGGUGUCAUGGUUGGGUGGAGAUCCUGACUCGGUCAUUUGUGACCCACCUUUUGUCAUAUCUUCAGAAAGUCUGAAGUUAUUUUGUGUAUUUUAACAUGGUUGCACUGAUUUAUCCCCUAUGUGUGUUAAUAAAUGGAGAACUGUCAGAUAAUUUCCCUCUUUACAAA